Micropterus salmoides (largemouth bass) is the source of this 4517-nucleotide messenger RNA. Its product is annotated as SAM pointed domain-containing Ets transcription factor-like. The transcript is spliced from 5 exons. NCBI's taxonomy places the organism in Eukaryota, Metazoa, Chordata, Actinopteri, Centrarchiformes, Centrarchidae. Gene Ontology annotation, biological process: regulation of transcription by RNA polymerase II; cell differentiation. The record is from RefSeq and is a predicted model, not a curated record. Gene Ontology annotation, molecular function: sequence-specific DNA binding; DNA-binding transcription factor activity, RNA polymerase II-specific. Gene Ontology annotation, cellular component: nucleus. Bases 3188 to 4165 code for a protein of 325 amino acids.
UAAGGCUCAAAAUACAUCUACUGCUGCUAGGCUAUUACUGGUUCUACAAUGCUAUUAUUACUACCACAUGAUUCUACCUGCUGCUAACACUGCUCUAUCACCAGUAGUGGAAAACGUAUUCAUGUACUUAAGUACCUAAGUAAAAGUAGUAAUAUUUUGGGAAACUGUAAUGAGCCCAUUUGUAAAUCCUUUAGGGGAUGUAAAUGUGGAACUCCUUACCCACAGAAUACAAUCAUUUGAAACUGUUUUUAAAGUGGGAACAGCCUUGAAUGAAGUUGGUGCUGUUGAGUUUUGUGCAUUUUAAAGGCCCAUCUAGGAACGGUCACUGAAAAUUUAAUUUAAGCUAUGAGCUUAAGCUAUAAAUGCUAAAGUGUCUGGCACUGGUUCUUCCUAUAUAAUUCAAAUAAUCAACUGUGAUAAUUGACCAUAAAAUAGACUUUAAAUUUAUAAUUGUUUGUCUUUUUCCAAGUUAUCUUCUGAUAAUGUGCGUAUUUAUAAUCAGAUAAAUGGCACUAAUCAUGUUUUGUAAGGCCCCAGUAAAAAAGUGGUCAAGCUGAUUUAAUGAAUCCAUGUUUUAAAGAUCAGAAGUGGGACCAAGUCAUUGUUUUACAAGUCACAAGUAAGUCUCAAGACAAGUUCCAAGUCGAGAUAGGCAAGUCCGAGUAAAGUCUCAAGUCAAGACUCAAGUCCUAAACUUUGAGUUUCAAGUCCUUAACAAGUCAUAAUGUGCUCUUCAUAAAAUUUAAAACCAUUCCAUAUUUUUACCAAGAGUAAUAGUUAGUAUAUCAAAUUUUCGCAAAUCAUGACUGCUUUUAAACGGCCAACUAUUUCUUUUGCUCAGGCAAUUUUGAAUCCGUUAAAUGAAGUGUUGAUGUGCUGCACACUGUUUUGUUAUAUCUUAGUUUAUAUUUGGGUUUGUGGAGAGUAUCAAGUCAGUUCAAGUCAAAAGGCAUUAGUGUUAAAGUCAAAGUCGAGAUGCAAGUAUUAUUUGAUUUUGUUAAGUCGAGGCUAAAGUCAUCAUAUUUGUGACUUGAGUCUGACUCGAGUCCAAGCCAUGCGACUUGACCACACCUUUGAUAAAGAUAAGUAUAGCUAAGAAAUAGUGAUAUUACUUGUUCUCUAUCACUCUCUUAUGGAGCCCCUAAAAUCCAGAAAGGUGAUUUUAUCUUGUGUGCACAAGAUAAAAAAUAUUAUCUUAUGGGCUUUAGGGGCCCCCGUACUUUUUUACUUCCACCCUGCAACAUGUAACAAACACAUGCAUGCACACACGCUCAUGGAGAUAUACAGCCACAUGCACACAAACAGACUUUGACAUUUUGCUGAGUAGACCCAGAACAGCUCAUAAAGGUGUGUGAUCAAACACCUUUUGUCCAAAGAACAGUGGAAUGCAGGCAGCGAUGAAUAAUCCAAGCUUUUCACGUCGAAUGAAUGCCUCUGAUAUCAGUUUGGCUGUUAUCUAACGAGGUGUAGAACACAGCUCCAAAUAUAUGUCUACAAAUAAUUUAGACUUAUUUUCAUGAGUUUGCCGCUUUAAUUUCAAAACGUUUGUACCCCUAUCCAUGUGGGGCUUUCUCAAUGACAUAAUGCAUUCCCUAGUCCCUUGCCCUAACCUUAACCCUUAUCCUGACCAUAACCUUAACAUAAUUCUAACCCUAACCCUAAAACCACAUCUUAACCCUCAAAAAGCAUGUCUACCAGUAGUGACCUCACUUUUUGUCCCCACAGUGACACACGUCCCCAUAGGUUAAUGUGCACCCCCUGCCAGGAUAUAAAACAUUGUCCCAGAGAGAAAGGAUAAUCUAGAAGAGCAAGGAAAGAAUAGUAGAGCCAUGGACCAUGUGUCCAGAGAUCUUGGUAUCGGUUAUUUGCAGCAGUGCAGCUUUUGAGACCUGCCUUGUUUCUUAUCACACCACCUCGCACCAUGUGCCAUUGUUUUGGAAAUUAUUUGGAUUGAGGGAUGGACGACAUUUGUUCAUACUCCAUGUUUACCAAAAGGUAGCCUGUGAAUAACAUACAGAGUGAUGUGUUCAGUGUGAAUUGAGUCUGAUACAGUGCAGAGCAUUUUACUCUUUAUAACUGAUUUAGUAUAGACUGUGGAUACCUUCCCUUACUUUUAUCAUGUAUUUUUGCCUCAUAUUUUCUAUUCACCUCAUAGUAGUAGUAUCUCUUGCCCUCUCUCUCUCUCUCUCUCUCCUUCACCCCCAACCGGUCAAGGCGGAUGGCCGCCCACCCUGAGCCAUGGUUCUGCUCGAGGUUUCUGCCUCUUAAAAGGAAGUUUUUCCUUGCCUCUGUCGCCUAGUGCUUGCUCUUGGUGGGAAUUGUUGGGCUUCUGUAAAUAACGUCAUAGAGUAUGGUCUUAUUUUGCCAAAUGAAUUGCUGGCAUAGUGCACCAAGAAUCAGAACAGUAAGCACCACUCCCAGCCUUGUAAGCUGUUCUCUUACUCAUACCAUGAUGAAUAUGCUCCAGCUACUUAUUUAUCCAUAUAUUAUAUGUGUCCCACCCUUUUAUCAAGCUUUCUUUUGCACUUAACUUCUGAUCCAUCUUGAUUACCCGAUGUACUUCAUAUUUUUUUAAAGGCUGGGUGCUACAUUGUAAUAGGAGCCAAAUAACUCCUUAAUCAUGAUUACAUGCAUUUCAUGUAAUUACUGUAAAAGUGACAAACACAUUACAUUAUAACUUAUAGUGGGAGUUUCAAACAAGGCUAUGAUCUUCCGUUCGUUAUCUGUAUUGACGAUCUAAAAGGUGGAGUAGAUUGCUUUCUGAUGUUGUUGAAUUAGGUCAGAAUUUCACACCUGCUGAAGCCAUUUGACCUGGAUAUUUCCACAAACAUAGAUUCAUGAGAGAAUCUGAAACAAAUUCUUGCAGAUUUUGGAUUAAAAAAUGUAUUUUGAGUUACAUUAAAACAAACGUAUCAAAGAAUGGCUUCAAUAAACGUAAGCAUCACAACUACUCCAGCUGGCAAAGCUGGAAUAACAGAUUCUUCAUUUCAAAGGAAGUCCCAGUAAAGUAAAUACUGUAGAACAAAUGUCAAGUUUACUUGCUACUGUUUAAAUAUUGGGCAUUUGGGUAUGGUUUCAGUGAAGCAUCAAUGCAACAGUUUCACAAAGCAAUGUCAUUGUUGAAAAUGUCAUGUAGGGUGUAAAUCAGAUAUGACAACAUUGUCUUCCAGCAAAGAUAAACCUGAGCAUGGGGAGUCCAGGCUGUGAACACACGGGCUGCACUGCACUCUCGCCUCUCUACAUCAGCCACCCCAACACUGACACCAGGAUGGCCUGGCUAGAUGAGGCGGAGGACAUCAAACCACCCCGUAGCUUGCUGGGGCUGCCUGAGCUCAGCUGGCCAGGGGUCUACCUCCCCUGCUAUGACAGAUUAGUUAUAGAAGAGAACCCCAGGGUGCUGAGGAUGACGGAGGCCCCAGCUCCUGCUGCUUCUCCCUACAGGACUCCGGAGCAGAGCCCAGCCAAACCCAGCCAAGCCCAAGGUUCCCCCUCUGAGAUGGAGGGUCAGGUGGAGGAGCGGUGUCUAGAGCAGGUCCAGACCAUGGUAGUUGGAGAAGUGCUGAAAGAUGUUGACACUGCAUGCAAACUGCUCAACAUUUCCCCAGAUCCCUUGGAUUGGAGCUCUCUACACCUUCAGAAGUGGCUACUCUGGACCGAGCACCUGUACAGGCUGCCACAGGUCAGCACGAUGUUUCAGGAGCUGACCGGGAGGGAUCUGUGCUCCAUGACAGAAGCAGACUUCCGACAACGCUCCUCUCAGUUUGGAGACGCGCUGUAUGCUCAUCUGGACAUCUGGAAAUCUGCUGCAGCAAUGAAGGAACGCUGCCCACCAGAAGACAGCAAAUCUGCAGCUGAUGAUGACUCCUGGUCAGGUGUGAUGUGUAACUACCCCAGCCAGCCUAUCCACCUGUGGCAGUUCCUCCGAGAGCUGCUCCUCAAGCCACAUAACUAUAGCCGCUGCAUCCGCUGGCUUAACAAGGAGAAAGGGAUUUUCAAAAUAGAAGACUCCGCUCACGUGGCCAGGCUAUGGGGCAUUAGGAAAAACCGCCCAGCCAUGAACUAUGACAAACUGAGUCGCUCCAUUCGCCAGUACUACAAGAAAGGCAUCAUUCGAAAGCCUGAUGUAUCCCGCAGAUUGGUCUACCAGUUCGUCAACCCUGUAUGAUGAAGAGGAGGAACCAAAGAUAUGCUGGACAUACAGUAGGAGUAACAUGAACUCUGAAGCUUGUUUGCUCAUUGUAUAUGCCUUUUUAUUUCAAUUGUAAAGACUGCCUACUGAACUAUGCACUCCUGCCUAUCAUAAUAUUAAUCUACUUUAUUCUUAACACUCAAUUUUAUAUUAUGUGUCUUUGUUUUCUUUAGCACUCUUGUUUGAAAUGUAUUUUUGGUGUGAUGUUUGGUUUCUAAAAGGAAACAUAUUUCUUCAUCUGGAAGCAUUUCUGUACUGUAAUAUGUAGCUGAAGCCAGCAGUCAGCUAGCUUAUCUUAGCAUAAAGACUGGAAACAGCUGGCUCUGUC